AUGGUUGGCGAAAAGCACAACGUGGCUACGACGCUGAAUUAUUGGGACGACCCCGGCGAUGGCUCCAAGCCCACACCCAUUUUCAUCGGCAAGGGCAGGAUCAGCAACAAACGGCCGCACAAGGCGCACAAGUUUGUCAUAUCAGACAUCAGCGGCGAGGAGGACCAGUACACCCUCGACCAACACGGCUUUCAGUAUCUGCACCACGCCAGCAUCGAGGAAGCCUUUGCCGACGAGGAGCGGAUCAAGGCGGCCUACUACGAAGAGUGCAAGCAGCUUCUCACGUCUGCGACGGGCGCGCGCAUGGUCCACAUCUUCAACCACAAGGUGCGCAGGGGGCCGACGCAGUGGCAUCACCUCGGCCUAAAGAAUCUCGCGAAUCGCGGUCCCGUCACCAGGACGCACGUCGACCAGUCGUACGACGGCGCCGAGCGGCGCCUGCGGUGGGAGUUCCCCUCGCGCGAAGAGGCAGACGAGCUCGUAAAACGCCGCUACCAAAUCAUCAACAUCUGGCGACCCAUCGAGCCCAUCUUCAAGGACCCCAUCGCCGUGGCGGCGGCACCGUCCGUGCCCGACGCGGACCUGGCAGGCGCCGAGAUGACGGAGGACGGGUUCGUCGGCGAGUCGUGGGUUGUACGGCACAAUCCGGAGCACAGAUGGUUUUACAAGCACGGCAUGACGCCGCGAGACGUGCUGCUCAUCAAAUGCUUCGAUUCGGACGAGGGUGUCGCGAGGCGGGCGCUGCAUUCAGCGUUUGAGGACCCUGCGUACGCCACACGCGAGUCUCGACAAAGCAUCGAGGUCAGGGCCCUGGUCUGCUACUGA
This is a messenger RNA of Verticillium alfalfae VaMs.102, 825 nucleotides long. RefSeq lists its product as hypothetical. Gene Ontology annotation, molecular function: oxidoreductase activity. The transcript has a single exon. Bases 1 to 825 code for a protein of 274 amino acids. The record is from RefSeq and is a predicted model, not a curated record. Lineage: Eukaryota; Fungi; Ascomycota; Sordariomycetes; Glomerellales; Plectosphaerellaceae.